Nerophis lumbriciformis (worm pipefish) is the source of this 5055-nucleotide messenger RNA. It is a transcript of the gene satb1a, whose product is annotated as SATB homeobox 1a. The record is from RefSeq and is a predicted model, not a curated record. NCBI's taxonomy places the organism in Eukaryota, Metazoa, Chordata, Actinopteri, Syngnathiformes, Syngnathidae. Gene Ontology annotation, biological process: chromatin remodeling; regulation of transcription by RNA polymerase II. Gene Ontology annotation, molecular function: DNA-binding transcription factor activity, RNA polymerase II-specific; RNA polymerase II cis-regulatory region sequence-specific DNA binding.
CUCAAUUUUGGUCAAAACUGAGCUGAUAAUAAUUUUGGAGUUACUAGGUGAUAUGCUUUACAUUAGUGUAUGCGAUAUUGUAAUUUGUUCCUUAAGUAAGCUGUUACGCGCAUGGCAGGACCUAGCAACUACCACAUAACUGCGUAGAUACAACAGAAAAACCUAGUAUCUCAAGGGACCAAUCGGAUUGUACGCUGUAGUCAUGUGGCAAGAUGGCGGCGCCCAGCAGCAUAUUCACUGAUUGAGGUUGUCAGACGAAGAUUAUUUGGUCCAGCUACUUACUUGUUUUAUUCGGAAGUAUGUCUUGGAGAAGAGGAAAAAGAUUAGUGGCUCUAGCCCUGGAAAAUGUAAGAAGCAGCACAACAAGCGGCGUGUGCGCGCCCAUAAAUAAGGCCAGACGAGCGUGCACGCUGUAGGCUGGGCUGUGUAUUGUUCUCCGCACAGGAGGCGGGCUUCCUCCUCGCCGCACAACACGGAGCCUCGGUGGGUGACGCCACGCCGCGCGGAGAAGAAGAAGGCUCGGAGGAGGUGCAGCGGAACGACUCGGACGUGAAUCCAGACCAUCCGGGCAAUUAAGGCAGAGGGAGGAAGACAUCGUCUGGACGCACACACCAGGCGGAUGUCUGCAAGAUCCAGCAUGCACCUUGAGGAGGCGAGAACAGUGUGAGUCCACAGAUGGACCUUCUGUGUCAUGGAGCCAAGAGAGCAGAGGGCGCCGAUCCCCCCGCAGACCCUCGGCCUCCUCCUGCCAAGAUGGUCCGUCUGGAGCAACAUGGAGCGGCUGGAUGCUCAACGCAGCAAGAGAGGAGCCUGCAGGAGAGUCCGGGGAUCCAAAAAGCCUUUCUGGCCCAGAAACCUUCUGCUGGGAAGCAUAAGAGCUCCCAGUCAAGAGGAAGCUCUUUGCCGGUCUUCUGCGUGGUGGAGCACUUGGAGAGUCCAGUGGACGGAGAGAGGAAAGACCAACAUGCCGAGUAUGUUCUGAUCAAGCGGGACCUGCUCUUCAACCAGCUGAUCGAGAUGGCCCUGCUGACCCUGGGAUACUCGCACAGCUCGGCUGCUCAGGCCAAAGGUCUGAUCCAGGUGGGCAGAUGGAACCCCGUGCCUCUUUCCUGCGUGACGGACGCUCCAGAUGCCACAGUGGCCGAGAUGCUGCAGGACGUCCAUCACGUCGUUACCCUCAGGAUACAGCUGCAACGCUGCUCCAGACUGGAGGACCUGCCAGCCGAGCAGUGGACUCACGCAACAGUCAGAAACGCCCUGAAGGAGCUCCUCAAGACCAUGAACCAGAGCUCGCUGGCCAAGGAGUGUCCUCUGUCUCAGAGCAUGAUAUCGUCCAUCAUCAACUGCACCUACUACGCCAACGUCUCAGCCGCCAAAUGUCAGGAGUUUGGUCGCUGGUUCAAGCACUUCAUGACCUCCAGAUGCAACAACACGGAGAGCUUCUCCGAGCAGCCGUCACACCUGUCCGUCAGCAGCAGUCCAGCAGACCAGAGCCUCCUUUACCUCCACGGAGGCAUGAGCAACAUGGUGGGCGGGGCCUCCCCGCACGGCCUGCUGACCCAGAACCUCAGCAGGUCUCAGCAGCAAGUCAUGACUCAGCUCCUCAACCAGCAGUACGCCGUCAACCUCAUGCUCGCCGGCCAGCAGCAGUUCCUCAACCAGCCGCCUGCGGGGAGGUCUCCUGCCAAGGUCUUCCCCAAUGCCCCGGACCCCCAGGGCCCCCAGCAGGCUCCCUGUUGCCCCGAUGGAGGCUCUUUGGCCGGGUCGGUGGACGUGUCGUCCGACAUCUACCACUGUGUGCGCGAGGAGAUGAAGAGGGCAGGGAUCUCUCAGGCCGUCUUCGCACGAGUGGCUUUCAACCGGACCCAGGGCUUGCUGUCGGAGAUUCUCCGCAAGGAGGAGGACCCUCAAAACGCCUCCCAGUCUCUCCUGGUCAACCUGCGGGCCAUGAGCAGCUUCCUGCAGCUCCCCGAGGCGGAGAGAGAGCGCUUCUACCAGGAGGAGAAAGAGAGGAGCCUGACUGGAUUCACGCCCAGCUGCAACAACACACCACCGAGAUGCACGCAGGCCAGACUGUCCCCAGUAACGGUGGAGCGAGCUUUGAGGACGGACAGUUGCAUCCUCCACGUGAGCUCGUCCAUCUAUGAUGAGAUUCAGCAGGAAAUGAGGCGCGCCAAGGUGUCGCAGGCCUUGUUCGCCAAGGUGGCCGCGUCCAAGAGCCAGGGCUGGCUGUGCGAGCUGCUACGUUGGAAGGAGGAACCCAGCCCGGAGAACCGGACCUUGUGGGACAACCUGUGCAUGAUCCACCGCUUCCUGAGUCUAUCCCAGCUGGAGAGAGACGCCAUUUAUGAGCAGGAGUGCACUUCCUGGCACUGCUGCUCCGAUAGACGCUCCAUGGCUGCCCACGACAACGCUUUGUACCAAGGCAACUCUCUGCUGACUCAGCAGCCUCAUCUUCAACCUCAUCAAGCCUUGCACCCAGAAGCAGGACCUCCUUUGUCUCCACGGCAACCGUGCGCCGCAUCACCAGCUGAGUCGGAGGCCGGGGGCAACUGGGGGAUUCUGAAGGUGGUCGUGCACGGCCACGGCGGCGGCGGCGACUUGGACGCCUCGCUGGAGGGCCCGGGGGGCGGCGGCGACGACGUGGACCUGCUGGUGGACUGGAACUGUCUGAAAGUGGAGACGGACACAGGACACGACGAGCAGACGGCAGAAGGCGGAGCGCUGAAGGACAAGCUCCAGGUGCAGUGGCCCCGCUUGAAGGAGGAGGACGGCGACAGAUUAGAGAUCCGCAUCAAGACGGAUCAUGAAGACCAGGCCCAGGUGUCCCACGAAGCCAUGGGCAUCCUGCAGAGCUUCACCCGAGAAGUGGGCCUCAACCCGGACGAGGAGGCGGUCCACACCCUCUCGGCUCAGCUGGGCCUGCCCAAGCACCUGAUCCGCAGCUUCUUCAGCAGCCAAGACCACGUGCCCGCUGCGCGCAUGCACAGGUACAGGCAGGAGCAGACGUGUGCGGCCAGGAGAACUGAGCAGCGGCAGGUCGAAGAUGAAAGAGGAGACAAGAACGAGGAGCAGAGACAAGACAGCAUGAAGACUUUGAAAGGCUUGGACAUCAGCACUCAAACUCUCCCGAAAGAAGAAGACGUCUGACUCCAAGACCAGGUGAGAGACGGCCACGCCCUCCGUCUUUCCAUAAACAUGUAUCAAACAUGGCCGCUUUCUUCUUUGGGAGUAUUGGCCGCAUUUUUUCACACAUUCAGGAAACGUGCUUAUUAUGUUUAAAGAAAUCUUCUUCUUCAAGGGGAAAUGUACUUCUUUGGGAAUUCACAAUGUGUGACAAGAACACAUAUGUCUUUUUUAUGCAUUCUAAAUCCUCAAUACACAAUAGCAAAAGUCAGCCAACAAUGCAACCAAUGUAAAGCGCUUAACAAGUUUUAGCGAUAUUGUUAUUACAAGCGCUAUCGCUGAGGAACUACUUUUAGCAGCGUCGUGAUCACAGAGAAGUAACCAGCUUAUGCUGUUGUAUUGACAUAUUGAGCUGCUGCAUCGCCUGUGAGUUGGUGAAAGUUAAUUCUACAUUAUAAAUAAUGUCUCUCACCUGGAUAGUAGAAGGUUGUGGUCAUAAACCCACAAGUUGGUCAACUUUGACAUCCAACUUAGACACGGAAAAAACUUUUUUUUAACCCUUUGAGGAUGAUGAUGAAUUGUUGAUGUAAAGGGGAAGAUACAACCAUCUUAUCAGGCUUUAUCCCAGUGAGAGCAGACAUUGUACAGUAAAGUAUUGUUUUAUUUUGUUUGUAUAUCUUGUUUAGCACUUAGCAAUACUUCUACAUGAUGCUUAGUGUUUGACUAAAGCUGCAUCUGUUUUGUUUCUAAAACUUGUAGAUCAUCCUCCUUAUAUUCAGGCUCAAAAAUAGAAAUUUCUGGAUCAUCAUUUGUCCCAUAGUAGUCUUUGUUGUCUCUCAUCAAGUCUGCCAUGGGUAUUAGUUUUGCUAUUGUUGAAGGGAAAUUGUGCUUAAUACUUAAAAUUAACAAAAUAUGUAAAUAUGACAUGUUAUUAUGAAUGUUACUAGAUACUACAUAUAUACUUGCAGUGUGUAUAUCAGACCUUGAUGGAGGUUUUUAGAUCUUUUUUAGAAAGGAAUAGAGCGACUCUCAUUCGCUCCACUGUUAGCUGACCUUUUUCUAGCUUUUUCUAGCUUUUAUUUGUGAGUUAGAAUGCAUGAAAAUACGUGUUCUUGUCUCACAUAAGGAUUGUGAUAAAAAAAAAAGGUACAGUUCCCCUUUAAGAUCAUUGGACUCCUCCUUGUGUUGAAACUGUCCCGGAAGUCAAAUUGAUUUCUUAAGUUGUAAAAAAGACAAACUGUGUCACAUGACUCACUCCCUGGAUUAUGAAGAAAUGUGGAAAAGACGAACACAUUUAUGCGAGCCGACGAGUGAAAGCCAGGGACCGUCUGCAGGGAGAACCGGGGCAGCGGAGCCAACUCGCCCUGGCCACGUGAGUCUUUUGAGUCAAACGGCAGCUUUCAUGCAGCUCGUUGAGUCGACUGCAGUCAUAUUGUUCUUUUCAAGGACUGAUGGCAUGUUGGCGUGAGUCCACCUUCUUCAUGAAAGGACGGUUCCAGUUCCAGAAUGUUCCGACCAUGACUCAGUUUGUCUUGAAAUCAUGUAGCAGUCGUACUUUCACUUAGCAUUGUUUAGCUCUUACUUUUAUUUGCAGUAGAGAAGGGAUUCACACGGACCCAUUCCUGGGUGGGUCUCGUGUAAGAGGAAGAAGGGAAGGUAAGCAUCUUGCAAUGCAGUCUGCUGAAAACAAUGGAAAGCGCCACUCUGCAUAGCAAUGGAAUUGCCACAAAGCACAUUUUAAGACAGUCUAAAGUGGAUAGUGCGCCCCCUAAUUUGUCACGUUUCAUGUGUCAGGCCAUUUGAAUCCCCUUCCUACUGUCUGUCAACACCAUGGAUGUUUGUGUAGCAUUUGAAACCCACUUUGAAUAAAGGCAUCAAGCACAUAUUUACUAAGCAGACCGUGUUGCAUGAUGGGUAUUGUGUAAUAGA